CCGCGGGAGCGAGUUGCGCAGUUUAGCGCUGCGCUGCGCGGAGAAGGACCCUCUCCAAGCUUCCUUCGGAGGGGGCGCAGGCGCGGCUGCCUCCGGGGGCGGCCUCGGGGUCCAGGUGCCCACCCCACGGAGCCGUCCUGAAUGAUGCCCAGGGGCCGUGCCUGGACCCAGCAGGAGAUUGCCUGCCUCCUGGCGUUCAUCGGAGGCUGCCGGCAGGUGACGCUGCUGAUGGCCUCCACCUCGCGCCCCAACGAGGCCCUCUGGCGAGAAAUCUCCCGCCGGCUGGCCCUGGCCGGCUACAGCCGCAACGUGGCCCAGUGCCGCUCCAAGUGGAAGGCCCUCAAGCAGGCCUUCUACUCCGAGUGGGAGACCCGGAGGCAGCAGGGUGGGGGGCGACCCGCCCCACAGGCAACCCCUCACUACAAGACCAUGAAGAGGAUCUGGGAAGCUGCGGGGCGACCUGUCUUUGGGGAGAGGCGCCUGCCAGAUCUAGGGAAGCUGCCUCCCCACAAGGAUAGGGACGAUCCAGAGGCCAAGCCGUCUCGGUCCUUGCCACAAGGGAUGGCAGGCAGCAAAGCCCAGGACCUGUGUGGUGGGAGACGGUUGACUUGCUCAGCUUCUGCGUGUCAGGCUGCUGAUUCCCCCUCGGCCUGUGAGGGCUCCUUGAGGCCCUUGCCAGGGAGCCCGGACCGGCCAGCCUGCGCUGCAGAGAAGGACUCACCCGAGACUGCAGGAGAGGAACAGGCGGCAGCGGACGGUGGGCAGCCCUCUGGGCCAGACGGUCAAGGGCCCGGCAUCGUCAGCCUCCUGCAGAGCAUGCAGCAGAUCCUGGUGCAGAUCCUGCGCACAUCACGGCAGCAGCAGCUCCUCCUGGAAAGCUUGGCCAGCGACACAGUCUCCCACCUGCACGUCAUCUCGGACAACCUGGUGCAGGUGGGCGAGACUCUGCACGAGUUGCUGCUCCAGAGCCACGCGCACUCUGCCGAUCCGUACGGCAUCCGCACCCCUCUCCACGGAGGCCCAUCCCAGCCCUGUUCCCCGGGGGCCCCAUCUGCCUCUCCCCUUCUCAAGGAAGAAGCUUGGCUGCUCCCUGCCACCGGCUUCCGACCUCACGGCUUGGCCCCACCCUGAGCCACUGCUCUCUCCCAAGUUUUGAUACUCCAUCAGAGUUGGGCAGGGGCAGCGCGAGGGACUCCAUUUGCCCCUCUGUGCCGAGAGCGGGCAUUUCCCAAGGUCAGUGUUUGUAUCCUUAGAGAAAAGCCUCCAGACUUUUGUAAAAAUUUAUUUUUUCAAUAAAAUUUAAAAA
This is a messenger RNA of Lacerta agilis (Sand lizard), 1306 nucleotides long. RefSeq lists its product as uncharacterized. Bases 142 to 1131 code for a protein of 329 amino acids. Lineage: Eukaryota; Metazoa; Chordata; Lepidosauria; Squamata; Lacertidae. The record is from RefSeq and is a predicted model, not a curated record. The transcript is spliced from 5 exons.